GCAAGAAGAAGGGCGUGGCUAAGCGGACUAUGGGCCGGGGCGCGAGUGGAUGACGUCACGCGGCGUGUGCCCAGGUAGCCAGUAGUAACCCCGAGUCCGCGGAAGUGGAGACCUGUGGUCAGGAGGCUGAUACAGGGGACUGAAGGUUGUGGAACCAUAAUUUGUGACAUCAGGUGUUUUUUGUAAGCAGACAUUUAUGAUUCCAGAAGAUUGAGGCAGAUAGGAAGCCCCUUCUGAGAGUUUAACAAAACUCUCCAGCAGCAAACUACACCAUGGACAUAAAGCUGGACCCUUCCCGAGAUGACCUACCUCUCAUGGCCAACACCAGCCACAUCCUUGUGAAGCACUACGUACUGGAUUUAGACGUGGAUUUUGAGCAUCACGUCAUUGAGGGCACCAUAGUGCUUUUUUUCGAGCCUGGAGACAAACUCAAGAAACAGAGUAGUUCCUCUGAGGUAACCUGCCCAUCGGAGUCGAACGAAGUCCAUGAAUUUAGGAUGCUUGAAUCCUGCCAUACUCCUGUGACAAACACAGGGACCUUCUCAUCUAAAGUGGGAUAUAAUGAUAUUACAAUCUGUGGUAAACGUGAAAGAGAUACUUCUGUCGAAGAUGAUAACCAUGACAACCGGGAACAGGCUUCUGGGAUUCCUAGUUCAAAGUGCUGCUUUGACACGGGGAAUCAUGGGAGUGAGAAUUUUUUGCUAGUGUUGGACUGCUGUGAUUUAUCUGUGUUGAAGGUUGAAGAGGUGGAUGUUGCUGCUGUGCCAGGUAUUGAAAAAUUUACAAGGUCUCCCCAGCUCAUGGUUGUUUCUGAGGAGCUCAGGAAUCAGAUUGUACAUGAACUCGCGGCUCUGCCUGCAGAUCGUUGGAGGGAGCAGUUAGACUAUUAUGCACACUGCAGCCAGGCUCCCGGCUGUGGGGAACUCCUGUUUGCCACCGACACGUGGAGCUUACAGAUCAGGAAGGCAGGGGCUCGGACAGCCACUGACUUCCCUCGCGCCAUAAGGAUAUGGUACAGAACCACACCCGAGGGGAGAUCAGUUACGUGGACCUCAGACCAGAGUGGCAGGCCAUGUGUUUAUACCAUGGGAUCCCCCAUAAACAACAGGGCCCUUUUUCCAUGCCAGGAGCCACCCGUUGCCAUGUCAACAUGGCAGGCCACAGUUCGAGCAGCUGCAUCUUUUGUUGUUUUAAUGAGUGGGGAAAAUUCUGCCAAGCCAACACAGCUUCGGGAAGGGUUCUCGAGCUGGCAUUACUACGUAACCAUGCCAAUGCCAGCCUCCACCUUCACCAUUGCAGUGGGAUCGUGGGCAGAAAUGCAGCCAGAGGCCUGCUCAUCAGACGGUCUGGCAGCAGAGAGAGCCUUCCUACCUCCCGAGGCCGACUUCAGGUAUGCUGGUGCUUGCGGUCAUAUGGAAUAUCCCUGCCGCUUCCAGAAUGUUUCCACCACCACGCAGGACAUCAUUCCUCAUCGGGUCUUUGCUCCAGUGUCCUUCAGAGAUGUCUGUCAAGAGACCCUUCUGCAGCUGAUCCCUGCUUGCCUCUCAGCAGCACAUUCUAUCCUGGGAACACACCCGUUCUCCAGGCUGGAUGUACUAAUUGUCCCUGCCAACUUUCCAAGUCUGGGGAUGGCCAGCCCACACCUCAUCUUCCUCUCCCAGAGCACCUUGACUGGAAGCAGCCACCUCUGUGGGACCCGCCUUUGCCAUGAGAUUGCCCACGCCUGGUUUGGCCUAGCCAUUGGGGCCCGAGACUGGACAGAGGAGUGGCUGAGUGAAGGGUUUGCCACUCACUUGGAGGAUGUAUUUUGGGCUGAAGCACAGCAGCUGGCCCCCCAGGAGGCCCAGGAGCAGCAAGAGCUGCGCGCCUGCCUGCGCUGGCACCGCCUCCGGGACGAGGUGCUGAACUCGGCUGAAGAGCUGCAAGUGCUAAGACCUAACAGAGAGAACACUGGGCACGUGAGUGACUCAGGAGCAUCGGUUGUCAAACAUGGACUCAAUCCAGAGAAGACUUUCAUGCAGGUUCAUUAUUUGAAGGGCUAUUUCCUUCUUCGUUUCCUUGCCAAAAGAUUUGGAGAUGAAACCUAUUUUUCGUUUUUAAGAAAAUUUGUGCACAGAUUUCAUGGACAGUUGAUUCUUUCCCAGGAUUUCCUUCAAAUGCUGUUGGAGAACGUCCCAGAAGAAAAAAGGCUCGAGUUGUCUGUUGAAAACAUCUUCCAAGAGUGGCUUGAGAGUUCCGGAUUACCAAAGCCGUUGCAGAGGGAGCGCCAGGCCGGGGCGGAGUGCGGGCUCGUGAGGCAAGUGAGCACCGAGGUCACGAAAUGGAUUCGCACGAACCAGAGACCCAGAAAACGGAAACGAAGGGAGAACAAGGAGGUGUUUGCAAAGCUUCUUCCAGACCAGCUGGUCUUGCUUCUGGAGCGUCUCUUGGAGCAGAAGACCCUGCACCCGCAAACCCUGCAAAGCCUCCAGCAGACAUACCGCCUCCCUGAGCAGGAUGCAGAGGCAUAACAACUUCUUCGAGACCCUGCUUUCCAAGCUCUACCUCUGGGGAACCCAGGGCCCCACAGAGGAGUUUUAUCUUAAAACUUAAAGGAAGACUUAAACUGCUUGAGGAACAUGUCUGUAUUCUUAUUAUAUUUUUAUAUAGAGGGGUUCAACAUAACACUUUUAUUAAAAGCUUAAAGAAUUAUGUUUAAGAACAGUUUGAAAAUCACCUUGGAAAACUGAAUCUCUGUGAUAAUAAACAGGCUCUUGGGAACGUAUCUGUGUAAGAAUUUUUAUUUCUCUGAAGUAACUUUGUGGAAGACACUAAAACUGAAGUAAAGAAAACAAAAGCUGGAGAUACUGGCUGCAGAAGAGCACUGAGAAUUGUGAAGUAUCAACAACAAUAAGCUGGUAACACGUAGAAUAUGGGGUGUGCAACCUCCCACAUUGGUACCCAGAAUGCAGGGCCUUGUCGCACUCCUCCUGCCUGUCCGCCCUCUCACCCCCUUUCCUGCCACACUAGGAGCCAGUCUCUGUCCCUCCACAAGCCCAGUCACUCACCUCCUGACAGGCACUUUGCUCUAUCAUUUCAGUAGCUAGCAGACAUUUCCUUGGAGUUUACACACCCAAAUUUUUAUCAAAUCAGCAAAUAAUAGAACUCUUGAAGUAGAGAAGAAAGCCAGAAACACACUGCUACCUCUGAAGCAUCAAGUACUUGCUAUGGGGAGUUCACUGCCCAGAGCCCAGAGGUCGAGGCUGCUCUGCCCACCUGGCAGGACGGGAGCCUAAUGUGGGGAAGGUGGACUGCUCAACUGACGUGUAGGGGUGUGGCAAGCCUGGGCCUCCAGCCUCACUGGGCUCUUGAGGCUAAGCUCCUAGUUUUUGAAACUGUAGGUCAAAACAUUGAGGGUCAUAAGAUCAAUUUAGUAGGUGACCAAGCCAACCCCUUGCCAUUGAGUUGACUCUUACUCACAGUGACCCCAUGUGUGUCACGGAAGGACUGUGCUCCAUCGGGUUUUCAAUGGCUGUUAUCUUAUAAAAGUAGAUCACCAGGCCUUUCUUCUGUGGCGAUGCUAGGUGGAUUUGAACUGCCAACCUUCUGGUUACUAGCUAAGAACAAACUGAGCCACCCAAGGACCUAAUAGGUCACCAAGCAACAUUUAAAAAAAAGAAAAUGUCAGUGUAUUGUAUAGAGUGAGGAAAAAUAUCAAAAAAUGAAGCUUUGUUUCGGUGUGGGUUUGUAUACACAUAUGUACAUGGGCAUCCAUUACUGGCCAGCACGCUAGCCCAUUCCAUAGCCGCCAGGCCUGUGUAUAGUUGGCUGCGAUGAAUGUGUUUGGAACGAUUGAGCCACCAGCCUCAUAAGAGAGCACUUUGUGUUUGUGAGCUGCAGAAUUCCUUUUGGACACCCAGACCAUGUGUCUGCUCAGACCUUUCACCACACAGGUACACCCUACUUUCCCACAGCAAGAUCCCAUUCUGGGGCAGUUACACAGGUGAUUCAAGGUCUCAGUUCUGUAUCAUCAGAUGUAGGGCGGACAUGAAUGGCCUCACAUGCCUGCCCUUUGUUCUUCCCACCCCAGACUCUCAGAACCUCCCAUCUGUACCCAGCCCCACAGAAUACCUGGGGUGGGAGGGGCGGUGAGCCAGUCCCAGUGAUUGUUGGUGUCUGUCUGUGUACUCAGUACCAUGCUCUAGACUUCAGGAACCUGGAAACUUUUAGAAUCUCUUUCCAGUGGUGCUGUGUGAAAACCGCACUGUGUGCUAAGUGAGGGCCGCGCCCACACCUGCCAGCCGCGUUUUUCAGGUCAGUUCAGCACAAUGUACUGAGGGUCCCUCGAGCUGCAAAAUUUUAAAAGCAGAUUUUCGGACUCAGACUAGUUUUAUUGGACCACAGUAUUCAAGGGCACACAUUUUUAUAUCAUUCAGGACUUGAUGUCACUGCAUGUUAUGGGGAGACUCCAGGGAUCCACAGUCUCUCUGUGUCACCAUUAUCAGCAGCCCCUAUGCUGAGUGCUUUACACGUUCUGUGCUAUCCUCACCUCACCGUCUGAGGCGAGGAGUUACUGCAGAUGAGGAGACAGGUAGCAGGUGAGGCCGUGGUCUGCGGAGGUAGGCCUGCCCCCCACCCUGCUCCCACCCCUUCUGGCCCAGCCUGCCUGUCUGUUAUCCCCUCUGCUCCUGAGGACUCCGUGAGGAGGCAGGUAAGGGAAGCCUUGGUAAACAAAACAGAAAGGGCGCCCAAGUGUGAGGUGGGCCUCUAAGAAGAGGCUGGUACAGCGAAGGCGCAGGUUACAUGACCACCAGGCCCUGCACCUCCCCACCUCUCCAGCUCCCAGUCUGCUUACUUCCAAGACGCCUUUUCCUGAUUUUUUUCUGCAUUCUUCCUCUGUCCCUACUUGCUGCUGUUUUCCCCCUUCUCCUUCCACCCUCCCUUUCCCCAUUCUCUUCCUUGUUCCUCACCUCCUUAUCUGGGUGUGACAAAUUGAUGUGUUUGAGGCUAAACUCUUGGCUGACCCUAGACUUUUAAGUGAUCGUAGCAUGAGGUUGUAGUGACUUGAUGUAUUUUAUUAUCUCAUAGUUUUAGAAGCCACUACGCUUUUCAGCUCCAUUGAGACAUGAUGGAAGUACCAUAAGAUGUGACUAUUUAGUGUACGGCUUGAUCAGCUUUGACAUGUGUAUGCUCCCGUAGAACAUUAAACAAAUCAAGAAGCCAUGGAAAGAAAAGAUUAAUAAAUUCAGCUACACACAAUUCAAAAUUUUUGCAUGGCAAAGCUGUCAUGAACACAGUUUCAAAAAAAAUAGAUUGACAGACUUGAGGAAAUAUUUGCGAUUUAAUCAAAGGCAAGAGCUAAUUUCCCUCAUAUUAAAAAACAAGAGUCCAACAAGUUAACUAGAAGAAGCCAGUAAUCCAGUAGAAGAGACAGUUCCUGCGAACGAGCUCAUGCCUGCUGCCACGCGCUCAGCCUCCCUCUGAUGGGCUUUAAACUGGCCAAGAGGCAUCUUCACCUGCUCCCUGUCCACAGGCCCCUGUGGUCCCUGGAGUGGGGAGGCCCGGCCAGGAUAUGGGGACACAGGACCCCAGGUCCCCCUGUCCUUCAGGCCCAUCCCUGGUGGGCGCCCUUGAGCCUGCCCCUGCCUGUGUGAAUAGUCCCUUCCUCAAGCUCUCUUCCUCAAAAGCAAACUGCCUGCCUCCUUGGGUACCGUUGUUGACUUAUCGACAGCGCCAUGGCUGGGUGGUGGUGAUGGCGGGAGUGUGCUGCUGCAGCCUUGUGAAAGGCACUGAGGCAAGACCCAAACCUCCAUGCCUAGAAGCUUAGGCACAGAUACCCUCAGACAUCUGAAGUGACACGUGUACCCCACUUUCCAUUGCGUUGUAGGUGGUUCUCAGUCUUCACCAUACAAACAAAAUACCAUCAGCGGGGGUCUGACUAAGUUGUGCUACAACUGUUAAUACAGAGAAGGAGAAACUGCUUUGUGUGCUUAAGGAACAAGUCAAAAUAUUCUUUAGUUAAAUUUAAAAAUAAAAUCAGAGUAGAGAUUAGUGCGAGCCAUGCUGUUAUUUGUGUUAAAUGGAAAGGAAAGGCUAUAGAUAGAAAUUGUAUGUGUGUUUAUAAAACAAACUGGUAUAGUAGUCUCUGGGAAGAAAAUACUUUUUUUUAGUGUUUUGUGUAUUACUGUAGAAAAAGAAUUCGAGUGUAAAGAGAUGGGAAAUGUUUCUUAGCAGGUUGAUUUUUGGUUUAGUUUUUAUGUGUAAUUGAGAUCAGUCUCAAUCUGGUUGGGACUGAAAUGAAACUGUUAAAUUUUUCUCCGGUGUUUGCUCCCAGCCGGUCCAGGUCCAGUGUCCCUUCUCCUCCAGGCAGCCAAGCCCUUGACACUGUCUGGGGCAGGUGCCACAUGUUGCCCCCAUCCCCAGUGUAAGAUUCCAUCCUCCUGUUUUUUUGGGUGUCUGGGUCCAGGCUGGGCUGCAGCCUGCGGCUGGACGAAGGUCUGAGCUGAUUGGUCCCCUGAAAGAAUGGUGGGGGCGGGCCUGCAUGGAGGCCUGGUUUUACCAGCCCUAUAGCCAUUGCUGCUGCCCCUAAGGUGCAGAUGGCCCAGGGCACCCUGUUUUAUAAGUCCAGGAAGCUCUAAGUCAGUGCUCUGGCCAGCCUUCAGCCUCUGGCCAACCUUCAGCAUUGCUCUGGGCCUCCAGUGAGAGUGGGUGCAGAGAAAGACCAAAAGAACGUGGCCCUUGCCCUGGAAAAGCAAGCUCCUUCCCAGUCCUGACAAGAGGACUGCAGAUCAAGGGGCUUUGUCAGGACCAAGAAUCGCCCACAGGGGUCUGUCCCACCCCCACCCCAGCAUGCUGUGAGGGGCAGAGCAGAGGGUCCCACCAGCACUCCUGGGGAGAGAACAGUGGGGCUGUGGGGAAGGCUGGGACACUGGGGGUAGAAAAGACACCCACAGAAGCCUAUAGGGCUCCAGCUGCUGACAUCUGUGUGUAGCACCCCUGUUGCUCAUUUAUAAUCUAACUGAGGAAGUUAGAAAGGACUUAAGGUGACUAAGUUGACCUUCAAGUUGCCUCCAACUCAUGGUGACCCCAUGUGUGUCAGAGUAGAACCGUGCUCCAGAAGGUUUUCAGUAGCUGAUUUUUUGGAUGUAGAUUGCUGGGCCUUUCUUCUGAGGCACAUCUGGGGGUGGACUCAAACCUCCAACCUUUCAGUUAGCAGCUGAGUACAUUAACCAUUUGCACCAUGGAGGGAAUUAAUUAAUCAGUAAACACAAUCAGAUAUGUAGAGUGGACAGCUUCCUUCCUAUAGACCUGCAUCUGAGUCCUUUGUGGCUCCUGGCACCUAGGGUUCCACUUUCCUGGCAUUGUAAAUUAGGAAGGAACUUGACACGGUGUGUUAUGGCCCCUUUCAAGGAUUAUAAAUGUUUCUCAGUGACCUGGAGGAAGGAUGUUCCAUCGGUGUCCCCUUCGGAAAUAGUGCUGGGAGGCUUGCUGCCAGCUUUUCAGGAAGAUCCUCAUUCCGUGUGGCCACAAGUGGCCGUGCAAGUUACGUGUUCUUGAGCAUUUGAGGGGAUGGGGAAAUAAGGAUUGUCUUUGUCCCUGAGAGAAACACGAAGAGAAGUAAAACCAUGUGCACUAGCAAGAAGUAUCUGGUAGGCUCUCAGCCUCGUGGUCCUCUCUGUGAUGCCUUUUAACAUCCGGUCCUUGAAACACUGAAAUGCUUUAAGCUCUAAGUCAUGAAAAGGCUUGCUUGUUUGCCCUGCUGUCCUUGGGGGCGGGGUGGCUGCACUUCCUGGAUGCCAUGUUAGUGUCCAGGGGUCCGGAGACUCCAUCUCUUAUUAAUUGCGACAAUCAACUAUUUUUAACAGUAGGAGAAGUGGAAAUGCUGAGCUCAUAGUUGUUGUGAAAAAGCCUCUUUCACUUAGCUGUCUUGCAGAUCUUUGUCCAGUAAUGGAGGAGCGGCCCUGUGGGCCUCAUCAUUUGUGCUGCGUUACCUUUGUGUGUGUAAGUAAGAUGGAGGAAAGCACAAAAAGGAGAGAGGAGAGGCUAAACCCUCUGAUUUCAAAAUCAAAUCAAAAAAAUUUCCCAAAUUGUAAGUGAUAAAAGGACAGUCAUUGUCAAGGGCAUGGUGGGAUCAGAUGUAAUUCAGAUGUAAGCUGUUGGGCCACUUGGACGCCGAUACGGUUCUCAAACACACGGCCCUAUUCGAGGCUGGUGCGUGUGUCACCCCUAUUUUGCAGGUGAGAGGAGUGGGUGGGAGACCAUCUGGGGCUCUCCUGAGUCACAGAGUAGGUGGCGGAGCAGCAGGGCCCAGUCCUGAUGUGCGUCCCAGACAUACACUUCCUCCACCGCUCCCCGUUUGCACGAGGCCCGCACGCAGAAGGCACAUCUGAUGGUGCGUGAGGUCAGGAAGGUAGUGAGGGGUCGAGACAGCCGAGGGCUGCUUCCCCUCUCACCUCUGUCCACAGCUGGUACUGGGACCCGAGCACGGAGUGGGGUCCUGUACACGGCGGUGCCCCCAACUGUGAGGCCUUACGCCGAGCUGGCUUCUCCGAGCUCUGCUUAUGCGCCCUUUCUGCUGAGAAUAUUUUGGGGGCUGCUCUUCCCCCAUCUUGUCUGGUGUUCAUUGCUACUGACUGUAGAAAAGAACCAUUUUGUUGAAGAUGGAACACUCUCCCAGUCGUGACCAGCUUCCUUUAGACAUGGUGGUCCAAGGCCACGGUUUCACUUCUGUGGACCUCUGAAACGCCUUCGUGGAUGUAAAGACGUGCACGGUGGCAUCCGGUUUGCAGAAGUUCAAAGCCCCUGUCUGCCACCUCCCAGGGCAGGGCAGAAGGAGCACUAGAGCGCUAACACCUGUUCUCAGUGACGUGGAAGCCAGAGGCAGAGAUUCUUAAAAGAUUUGGUUUCUCCCUUCAUUCCUAAUUGUUUGUGUGCAAAUCUAUUUGUAGUAGAUUAAAGGAGAGAUCUAAUAAUGAUAUAAUUUAGAGGGUUCUGGCCCAAACAUUGAUAUUGCUUACAUUUUACUGUUGCCACAAACUGAUUACUAUAAAGGGUCUCCGUUGUUCAAAGGCAGUAAAAACAAGCUGCGAUGUCAGGAGGCUGUUAUUUAUUUAUUUAUUUAUUAGUGCUUAAAGCUUUUUUUUUUUUUUGUAUUUUGUAAUACAAGUGUCUGUUGUCAUCACAUCUGUUUGGUUUCUGAGUUUGAAAAGCAAGAGCUCUCUGAUAGCAGGGGUUUGGAUAGAAGGAAUGCCUGUAUUUCCUUAGGCUGUAUUUCCAAAAGAGACAUUAAUGAAUUAAAUCUUUUUGUAUAUAUUAGCACCUUGCUUUCUAUAGAAAUGCAAUUGAUUCAUAGAACCUUAGUACAACCCCUUUACUUAACAGAUGUACAGACUAAAAAGUUCAGGGGAGGAAAGUACUACCCAGGGUAAAAUUCAGGACCCAGCAAUGUAUGAGAGUUUUAGUUGUCCUGUAUCUUCACCGACACUUGGUAUUGUCAAAUGUUUAAAAAGCCAUUGGAGUAGAUGUGUAGCGGUAUCUCAUUGUGGGUUUAAUUUGAAUUUUGUUAAUAACUAAGGAUGUUGAGCAUCUUUUCAUAUGCUUAUUUGCUUCUGGUAUAUCUUUGGUAAAUUGUUAAAUCUUGUGCACGUUUUAAAAAUUGGGCUAUUUGUUCUCUUACUGUUAAGUUUUCGGAGUUCAUUAUACAUUCUGGAUACAACAAGUCUCUUGUCAGUUACGUGAUUUGCAGAAUUUUUCUCUGGUCUGUGACUUGUCUUUUCGUCCUUUUUACAAUGUCUUUCUCAGCAAAAGUUUUUUUUUUUUUUUUUUCUUUUAUGGAUCAUGCUUUUCUUGUCAUAUCUAAGAACUCUUUGCCCUAUACAAAGUUGUAAAGAUUUUUAUCCCAUGUUUUCUUCUAGGUGUUUUAUAGUUUUCGGUUUUACAUUUAGGUCUUGAUCCAUUUUGAGUUAAUUUUUGUACAAGAUGUGAGGUAUGGGUUGAGGUACAUUUUUUUCAUAUGGAUGUCCAGUUAUUCCAGCACCACUUGUUGAAAAGAUUAUCCUUUCUUCAUUGGAUUGUCUUUACAUCUGCCAAAUCAAUUGACCAUGUUUAUGUUAUGUGGGUCUAUUUCUGGACUCUCUAUUCUGUUUCACUGAUGCAUGAGUAUAUCCUUUCGUGAAACCACAGUGCCUUGAUUACUGUAGCUUUAUAUUAACUCUUGAAAUCAGGUAGCAUGUCUUCCAACUUUGUUCUUCUUUUUGAAAAUUGUUUUGGCUUUUCUAGUUCCUCUGCCUUUCUAUAUAAAUUUUAGAAUCAGUUUAUCAACAUCUAAAAAAUUUCUGGAAUUUGAUUGUGAUUGCAUUGAUUCUUUAGAUCACUUUGGAAAGAAUUGACAUUUUAACAAUAUUAAGUCUUCCAAGCCAUGAACAUGGUAUAUCUCGCCAUUGAUUUAGGUGUUCUUUAAUUUCUCACAUCAUUGUUGUGUAGUUUUCAGCUUACAGAACCUGUACAUAUCUUGUUAGGUUUAUACCUAAGUAUUUCAUAUUUUUUAGUGCUGCCAUAAAUGGUAUUUUUAAGUUUUCAAUUUACGGUUGUUUAUUGCUAAUUGAUUUUUGUAUAUUGUAUCCUGUACGUUCAUUAAAAAAGGAAAUUCACCAUCAUUAGGGUUAUUUCUUCAAGUUUUCACUACCCUUUUCCCUAAUCUGCUUGCAAUUAUCUAGUUUUCAUAGUUCCAAGUUCAUUGCUUUUUUUAUUUUGUGUCCAGAGUGUUUAGUUGUGACUCAUGGGAGAGAAAGGCUAUAGUGGUAUUACUCUAUCUUGGCCAGCACUGGAGCUUAUUAUUUAUUCUGGUGCUCAAACUACCCCAAAUUUGACCAGAGGGAGACCCUUCAUGAUGGCUUCGGUGUCCCUUUGACAUGACUCAUCAUUUUUUUAGCGUUUUCUUUAUUUCUAGCCCAAGAUGUUCAGGAUUCAUCUUGUACCUUUCUUGUCUCAAUUCUGGAAUCAGCCAUUUCUCCAAAACACCCUUGUUAUUUCAGUAGAGAAUGGUGUUUAGAAAUCAAGAUCCGGGCACUAGGUUUGUUAAUUGCUGUAGGGGUAAUCAGUGCUCCCAGGGCAUCUGAUGGACAGAGCUAGGGUGUGUAUGUGCUUAAGAACUCGGCUGCUAACAAAAAGGUUGGCAGUUUGAUAAUCACCAGCCGCUCCUUGGAAACCAUAUGAGGCAGUUUGUAUGGGCUGCUGUGAGUUGGAAUUGACUCUAUGGCAACAGGUUUUUGUUUCUGUUUUUUGAUAUAUUUAUAUCUAUAUUUAUUUUUAUAUUUAUCUAUACCUGUUGAAAUUCAUGGGUUCAUACCAACACCUCCAACUCUAAUCCAGCCCUACAGGGAGUAUAGUAAAAGAAAAAAAAUUGAUGAUUGAAGACUUUCGCUGGUUUAUUCUAAUUUUUUCUCUUUCCAUGUAUUUAACUCCCUUUUCUAACAGAGAGAAGCCUGGCUGUCAGUAUCUUCCUUAAUCACUCUUUUUUUUAAUUGUGCUAAGUGAAAGUUUACAGUUCAAGUUAGUUUCUCAUACAUGUAUAUAUACAUUGUUAUGUGACCUUAGUUGCUCUCCCUGUAAUGUGACAGCAUACUCGUCCUUUCCACCCCGGAUCUCCCGUGUCCAUUCAGCCAGCUCCUGUCCUUUUUUUUUUUCCUUCUCAUCUCACCUCUGGACAGGAGCUACCCGCUUAGUCUCAUGUAUCUACUUGAGUUAAGAAGCACUGUCUUCACAAGUAUCAUUUUUAUGUCUUAUAGUCCAUUCUAAUCCUUGUCUAAACAGUUGGCUUUGGGGAUGGUUUCAUUUCUGGGCUAACAGAGUCUGGAGGCCAUGUCCUCUGGGGUCCCACCAGUCUCCGUCAAACCAUUAAGUCUGGUCUUUUUACUAGAAUUUGAGUUCUGCAGCCUACUUUUCUCCUGCUCUGUCAGGGCCUCUCUGUUGUGUUCCCUGUCAGGGCAGUCAUUAGUGGUAGCCGGGCACCGUCUAGUUCUUCUCGUCUCAGGCUGAUGGAGUCUCUGGUUUAUGUGGCCCUUUCUGUUUCUUGGGCUCAUAUUUUCCUUAUGUCUUUGGUGUUCUUCAUUUUCCUUUGCUGUAGGUAGAUUGGGACCAAUUGACGCAUCUUAGAUGGCCGCUUGCUAGCUUUUAAGACCCCAGUAGAGGAGGCUGUUUUAUUUUUAUUUAUUUAUUGUGCUCUAGGUGAGAGUUUACAGAUCAAGUGAGUCUCUCCUACAAAAAGCCAUACACACCCCACUGUGCACUCCCAGCUGCUCUCCCCUUAAUGAGACAGCACAUUCCUCCUCUCUACCCUGUGUUCUCUGUGUCCAUUCAGCCAGCUCCUGCCCCCCCUUCCUUGUUACUUUGUCACCAGACAGGAGUCACCCAAAUACUCUCAUGUGUCUGCUUGAGCCACGAAGUUCACUCCUCACCAGCGUCAUUGUCUGUCUUAUAGUCCAGGCCAGUCCCUGCGUGUAGAGUUGGUUUCAGGAAUGGUUCCAAUCUUGGGCUAUCAAAGGGUCUGAGGACCAUGACCGUCGGGGUCCCUCUGGUCUCAGUCAGACCAUUAAGCCUGGUCUUUUUAUGAGAAUUUGAGAUCUGCAUCCCACUGUUCUCCUGCUCCAUCAGGGAUUCUCCGUUGUUUUCCCUGUCAGGGCAGUGAUCGAUGGUAGCUGGGCCCCAUGUAGUUCUUCCAGUCUCAGGCUGAUGGAGUCUCUGGCUUAUGUGGCCCUUUCUGUUUCUUGGGCUCAUGUUUACCUUGUGUCUUUCGUGUUCUUCAUUCUCCUUUGUCCCAGGUGGGUCGAGACCAAUUUAAGCAUCCUAGAUGGCUGCUUGCUAGCAUUUUAGACCGUGGACGCCUCUCACCAAAGUGGAAUGCAGACCGUUUUCUUAAUACGUUUUGUCAUGCCAGUUGACUUACAUGCCGCCUGAUACCAUGGUCCCCAGAACCCCGUCCCUGUUAGUCUGGCCUUUAAUGCUUUUGGUCGUAUUGAGGAAAUUGCUUUUGGUUUAGUCCAAUUGUACUGAGUAUCCCUGUGUUAUGUGUUGCCCUUCCCUUCACCUAAAAAAAUUUUUGCCUACUAUCUGGUUAGUGAAUAUUGCUUUCCCUCCCCACCCUCGUAACCGUCGAAGAACAUUUUCUUCUGUGUUUAAACUUUACCUGGAGUUCUUAUAAUAGUGGUUUCAUACAAUAUUUGGAGGAGGCUGUUUUUAAAUGCACGUGUGUACUUCCAGUUGACGUUGAACUUGUAUGGAAUAUAAAAUGGCAGGCUGCUCACUGGCUUCGAGUCAGUGGGAAAUGGCCUGGGACUGGAUGGAUUCUGCGAAGCCCAUUCAGGAAGCCCCAGGUCAGAACUUCCCUGUGAGAAAUGUCCCUGAAGAUCAUCCCUCACCCCUGACGCCACCUGCACCCCCCGAGCUUUCCCCUCGAUUGUCUGAGAACAGCGUCUUCUCAGAAAUGUUUUGAGCAGCGUCUUCCUUCUUUUAUUCUGCUUAUUGUUAGAAUCGAUAGCAUUGAACCAAAAUACCAGUUGUUGUCAAGUCAGUUCCGACUCAUGGCAGCCUCAUGUGUGUCAGACUAGAACCGUGCUCCCUAAGGUUUUAGUGACUGAUUUUUCACAAGUGGAUCGCGAGGCCUUUCUUCCACGGCGCCUCUGGGUGGACUCAAACCUCCAGCCUUGCAGUUAGCAGCAGCACGUUGCCCAUCUGCACCACCCAGGGACUCCAGAUCCAACACUAAGAAAACUAAAUGGGUGUGGUUUUAAAGGCAAACCUCACAAGGAGAACUAGCAGCCGGGUUGGGGAUUUGCAUUUAAUUUUACAGUUGUUUUGCAUUUAUCCGUUAUCUUGCAAAAUCAUGUCUAAAAACAGUGAGACACGUCAUGGAAACAUGCCCUCUUUUCCCCUAUAAUUGACUUAACAGCCUUCCUAAAUAGGAAUGCGGUUCCUUUCUUUAAAAAGGAAUUUAAGAUUAGACGUGUCGGUGUCUCCGAGGUAGACCUACUCUAGAAAGUCACUGUGUCUAAUACAGAAAGCUUUUUAUCAUUAGAGGCAUCGGGUGCGCAAGCUUGCUG
Molecule: messenger RNA, 14075 nt
Organism: Loxodonta africana (African savanna elephant)
Lineage: Eukaryota; Metazoa; Chordata; Mammalia; Proboscidea; Elephantidae
Gene: AOPEP
Product: aminopeptidase O (putative)
Exons: 15
Coding region: 273-2510 (745 amino acids)
Cellular component (GO): nucleolus
Molecular function (GO): metalloaminopeptidase activity; zinc ion binding
Source: RefSeq, a predicted model, not a curated record